CAUGCUGCUCUUUUGCCAGGGCUGUGGGAAUGGGCUCAUUGUGGAGGAGGGACAGCCCUGCCACUGUUUUGCCUGCAACACCUGCCCGUAUGUGCACAACAUCGCUGGUAAGGUAACAAAUUGGAAGUAUCCAAAGCGGAAAGAAGUGGAUGACUUGCUUGGUGGAGCAGCUGCCUGGGAGAACGUGGACUCUACUGCAGAGCCAUGUCCCAAAUGUGAACAUCCCUGUGCCUGUUUCAUGCAACUUCAGAUCCGCACUGCAGACGAGCCCAUGACCACCUUCUACAAGUGCUGCAAUGAGCAGUGUGGACCCCGCUGGAAGGACUAGG
This is a messenger RNA of Myotis brandtii (Brandt's bat), 329 nucleotides long. RefSeq names its product DNA-directed RNA polymerase III subunit RPC10. Gene Ontology annotation, molecular function: zinc ion binding; DNA-directed RNA polymerase activity; nucleic acid binding. The coding region runs from base 2 to 328 and encodes 108 amino acids. Gene Ontology annotation, biological process: termination of RNA polymerase III transcription; DNA-templated transcription. The record is from RefSeq and is a predicted model, not a curated record. Gene Ontology annotation, cellular component: RNA polymerase III complex. The transcript has a single exon. NCBI's taxonomy places the organism in Eukaryota, Metazoa, Chordata, Mammalia, Chiroptera, Vespertilionidae.